This is a messenger RNA of Alligator sinensis (Chinese alligator), 9196 nucleotides long. RefSeq names its product ras homolog family member U (gene RHOU). Gene Ontology annotation, molecular function: GTP binding; GTPase activity. NCBI's taxonomy places the organism in Eukaryota, Metazoa, Chordata, Crocodylia, Alligatoridae. The transcript is spliced from 4 exons. The coding region runs from base 1 to 648 and encodes 215 amino acids. The record is from RefSeq and is a predicted model, not a curated record. Gene Ontology annotation, biological process: small GTPase-mediated signal transduction.
AUGAAAUGCCCACAUAAUGCCUGUCGGGAGGUGGAAGAAGGGGGAUCUGGAGAAGGGAGGCAGGGCAGAGAGCUGCCAUGGGGUAGAGUCAGGUGGAGAGGGCAACCACUGCUGCCAGCUGUAACUCUAACUGCUGUUGUGUCGGUCGAUGGCAAACCAGUGAGACUUCAGCUCUGUGACACAGCUGGUCAGGAUGAAUUUGACAAGCUUAGACCCCUGUGCUACACCAACACGGACAUCUUCUUACUGUGCUUCAGCGUUGUGAGUCCUUCUUCCUUCCAGAAUGUGAGCGAAAAGUGGGUUCCUGAAAUUCGAUGCCACUGUCCCAAAGCUCCCAUCAUUCUGGUUGGGACACAGUCAGACCUCCGAGAGGAUGUCAAAGUUCUCAUUGAACUGGACAAAUGCAAAGAAAAGCCUGUGGCAGAGGAGGCUGCAAAGCUUUGUGCUGAGGAGAUAAAAGCAGCAUCUUAUAUCGAAUGCUCAGCUUUGACUCAGAAAAAUCUGAAAGAAGUCUUCGAUGCAGCCAUUGUCGCUGGCAUUCAGUACGCAGAUACCCAGCAACAACCAAAGAAAUCAAAGUGCAGGACUCCAGACAAAAUGAAAAACCUCUCCAAAUCCUGGUGGAAAAAGUACUGUUGUUUCGUAUAGUAAUUUUAAGGACCUGGUGAAAUCACACAGAAGCUAUAUUAGCUGAAGUCUCAUUCCAUAUUUUCCACUUGUAUAGCAUAGGUACAUAAAAGUAUGUAUAUGUUGCUGUUGGAGAUCUCAGUUGCCCUUUUGAGGUGGAUGGCAGAAUGCUUAGGUAGAUGUUGCCAUGAAUGAGGUUAAGGAUAUUUAGCCCUCACCUCUCUGAUGUCUGAGUUUCCAGGGUAAUUUCUCAUCAAGGAACAAAUGCUCUACAUAUUUGUGAAGUUACAAGCUGUACAAAGAAUUUGACCUUUUGUAUUAUAAUGCAUACAAAAGAGGGAGGAGCAACAGAGGCCUUUGCUGAUUGGGCUGCUUAGAAGAAACAAAGGAAUAUAGAAACAUACAGCUCUAUAGAUGGACACUUUUUUAAAAUAACACUGUGCCUCCUUACUGACAUUUUAGCUUUAAAAACCUGCUCCUUCUCUUUCCCCUACCCCAUCUCUUCCUGCUCCAACCAUAUUUAGAUUAAUGUAAACAUUGGAUAAGAGAUGGACUACUCAAAUGCUAUUGUUUCAAAGGUUGUGCAUAUACCUCUAGUACAUUGUUAGGAAGUCUAACAUGUUUAGCAGUUGACAUAAUUUUAUCUUUAUUAGCAGUCUCCUAAUUUGGAAAUUCUUUAUUUCUGUGCCCUCCUCCCCCUCUGCCUCCCUCCAUUUGUAAAGUAGAUUCCUGAUAAACACAAAAAAUGGGAUAGUAGCAGGUUCCUUUGUAUUUAUACAGACACUAUGAUAGUUCAUUUAUAUUAAUUGAAAGGAAUGCAAAUCAGUCUUAAAAAGGAUGCAACAAAUCUCCAUACAGUACCACAUAAUGUAUCUGUUUCAAGGCUGGAAACAUGAACUUUGGAAUAUCCCUCUUUUCCUUGCUGCCAGUUAAAUGAAAAGGCAGUUUAAUGGUACAACAAACUGGAUGCUAGGAAAUAGAUACUGCUUUGCCCUGAUUAUGGUGCUGUUCUGAACAAGUGAAUGUGUUGUUUCUGUUCAAAGAAAGCAGUUUUUAGAGGCUUGAUCUGGUCUGAGACUGCAUUCUUAAAAUUGGUAGCACCAGCUGGAGAGAUUUUACUGAUGACUCUUUCCUGGAUAACUGCAACAGAUUAAAGGGAAGUGUGUCCAGAAGGAUGAUUUGCCUAUUACAGCAUCAAAUGUGUGACACAAAAAUCUGCUGAAUUCCAGUCUGCUUAGUCUGAGGAUCUGUGGGUUAAUUCAUUUAUUUGCACAAUUCAGUAUUUAACUCUUAGGCUGGUUUCUAAAAAGGGAAUUGGAGACCUUUCGUUUGAAUUGUCUGAUUUCUUUACAGCCUUAAGUUGCUUUUUUUUUCACUUCAGUACUCAACGAUCCGCUCAGGUUCGAGCUUCAUUUUUCCUUUUGGGAGUAGCAUUAACGUGAACUCAUUUUUAUCAUUUUCAAUUAAAUUGGAAUUUUAAAACAAGUUCUUAUUCAUCAUAACAAAAAGAAUGCAUGCUAUAAGAAACAUUGUGGAAGCCAUUUGAAUUGAUAAAGUUGGCUGCAAUUAACCUCCUGGCCUACUUAAAGAAAAUCAUGUUAUGUAAAUACAUUCUGGGAUAUAUUGGCUUAAGUGCCAUGAUAUAUAUAUAUAUAUAUAUACACACACACACACACACACACACGUUUUUUUCUUUGGUGAGGCAAAAUGAGUGCAGAGCACAGUAUUCCACAGCUGAAAACUUAGUUCAAAAUGAAGUGGAUACCUUUACUGAAGUACAUGGAGCCUUGUUCAAUAAAAAUAUGUUGGCUUCUUCACUGUAGCAGCCUGGAAAAUCAGUCUCCAUAGCACAGAAACUGGAUGCAUUUAACUUGGUUGCAUCUGGUCCAUAAUGGCUAAAUUUCACAACCAGUGAACAUAACAGUUGAGCCUUUAGAUUCCACAGUCUAAUGCUAUGACAUUAUCUCAAAUAUAUGCAGUCAAACUGGCCAUUUGUAAAGGACAUAGCCAGGUUUUUCGUGUGUGUGUCCUUUUCUGUGAAAUGGACACAACUGAUUUUAAAACCUGGAUUUGGAGAGGUGGGGGAAGUUGAAAGUGAAAAGCACCCAUUGCACAAAUAACUGAAUUUGUUUCAUAUGAUCAUGAUGCUUUGUAUCCUGCCAUACCGGAAGCAGUAGGUUAUAUUUUAUAAGCAGCCUGUCAUAGUUGGGAAUAGCAUUACCUUUAAAUGUACCCAGCUGUGAUUGUUCCUGAAAAAUGUGACUUGUUAUAGCCCUUUACUAGGUGUAUGUGAACUAAGGUCUAAUAACUUUAUGAAUACUGCUCUACAUGGGGCUACACAAGGUCUAGAUUUAGAAAUGUUACUUUUAAAAUCAUCAGUAUUUUACAAGCUCAAGGGAGGGAAGAUGUCUCCAUGUAGUCUAUAAUCUGAGGUGCCUUACGAAAUUGUCUUCUGUUUCCUAAAUGUAGGCUCUAUUGCAACAAAAAAAAAGGAAAGGAAACCAUUUAAUGCGAGAAUGAUAUAAAUUAAGUAUUUGGAAAUAAAUUCUGAUAUGUGUAUUUGUCUGCCCAUGGGAUCAACCAUUUUAUACUGGACACCUCUGCCUUUCACAGCUUUGUCUUAUAUAACACCCAGUCAGUCCUGGGCUCCAUAACAUAGCCUGAGGGGGACACUUCAUAGAUUUAAUGUCAAGUACUUGAGUGGUGGUUAGCGAAUAAUAACCUGGCUUACUUUCUUUUUAAUGUAUUGAGUCAGAGAUGAGGCUGAACAAGAACUCUGGUUCUCUACCCUCUUCCUCCUUGGAGCACUGUGCAUGUUAGAUGUUAGUUACCGUUCUUGGGUUUCCCUCAGGGCAGAUCUGUGCCAUAUCUGCAAUGCUCCCAAGUCUACCGUGGAGAAGCAAGCCCCACUUCCUGCUGCUGUCCAGGUGAAGCACAGUGAAAAAAAUGUUGCGUUGUUACUGUUAGAACAGUGUUGGGUACACAUAGCGCCACUCCCAGGAGCACAUCCAAGACUGAACUCCUAAGGGUGUGAUUCUGAGGGCACGAGCCAAAAAACCAGCAGGUGCUGAGUGGGAGCAAGUGGGCAGGCCUUGCUUCUCAGCAGCAGUCUCAGGACUGCUGUGCAGGUGAUAUAGACAUGGCCCGUUGGGGCCCUAAACUGGAACACUAAGUCCUGGUGGAUCUGUAUUUUUAAACUUGAUCCCAUUCCUACAGCUCAGGGUUUUCCCCAGCAUGAAAUCUGAUCCUUUGCAAAUAGAGCAAAGGCCAGAUUGACUUCCUCGUUUCACUUUGCAUGUGGUGAUCAGGUACACUGCCACUAGCUCUCCUUCGUUAACAAUGAUACCUAUCAUUUACAGUGUUCUUCAUCUUCAAAGCUCUUUACAGAUAUUAACUAAUAGUUGCACGAUCUUGCACAUGAUCAAAUAAGUACGAUCUCUUCUGUUUCUACACUGCUUAGUUGGCAGAGAGAUGAAGUUAUUUGGCGUAAGAAUGUGCUCUUUUACUGUUGUAUAUUGUGCAAGGAUCCUGCAUCAGGGAGUAAAAUCCCAGUGCUUGGCCCUGUACUGGUGUACAAUAAAAAUCUAGUGUUCACCCUAAGCUGCUUGCAGUCUGAGUCAAGUGGAAGGGAAAAUGAGUGGACAUACUGAACAAAAGGGAAAAGCCCAUGGUAAGCCAGAUACAUGUGCAACUUUGCAGUUAGCCUCAUGUGCUACAGAAGUGAAAAGCUCUAGGGUGGGAUUUGAGGACAUGCUGAGCCUUGCUUUAACUCUGUUUUAGUUCCCAGUAGGCACAUCUACACAUGCAUUUAUGUUACAUUAAAUUUACUGGGCAGUAAGUGGAAAUAGGCCAGCAUCUACAUGCGCAGGCAUUAAAGCACAUUAACGCUGUGUGUGGUCUGACUUGAGACUAAAGUUAGUCCCAAGGUCAGUCACAUGCACAGUGUUACUGCGCAGUAAGUAAUCGGGCAUAAAUUUGAUACCUGCAUGAUGCACGACCAUAUGCUGGCUCAGCAAUUUUAAAGAAAAUCACCUUCCUGGCUCUGAACCAGUUCUGGUCAGACAUGACCUGACCACUUUCAGCUACUGUCAUGUCUUCACUGUGGGACAAUUACUAUGCUAUAAGAUAGUGUCUCAUUCAGCUUAUACACAUGGUUUGUCUUGCACACUAAAAACCCUUUUCUCCAAGUGAAUGAAAACUUUGGCAGCCCCUUGUCCCUGAGAAGAACCUGAUCCAACAGGAAGCUCCCUUGGGUUCAGUGGUGCUGUAAGCAGCUAUUCAACUGAAGUGAGGGUAUUGCUGCCCAAUUUUGAAGCUAGGUGCAUUUGGCAAAGUAGGUUGUUACCUAUGAAAGCUCAUGCCUGUGACCUAGUUAGUCUCUAAGGUACCAGCCUGAUUCCAAGGAUAGAAGGCUUCUCCUUUUUAGUUAUUCUUCCAAGUGUGCACUUAGUCAGAAAGCAGCUCUGAGACUUUUCCCCCCUCUUUUUUUCCUGCUACCCUCUCCUAGAGAGUUUUUAAUAAUGUUAUUUUAAACCAUCUAUCUGUGGACAGCAUGGAGUAGACCCAGCGUAUUAAUCUUCUAUCUGCCCCGCGCCCAACUUGAUUCCCCUAUUUAAAUAAAAAUUUAUAAUAUUAACUUUCUUCCUUUCCUGUUCCUUUUAGGAUUAUGAUGCAAAUGAAAAAUGCUAAAAGGCUUGUUUACCUCAGCAAGCUGCACAGUAAAAAUACAGGGGGGUUGUCUGAACUGUCAGCAAUAUUCCUUUCUAGCAAAUACCUGCUGCUUAAUUGCAUGUGCCGCUGCCUGGGCCUUUGAGGAACGGGUUUCACUUAGCUUACACACAUAAUCAGAAACAUACAAGUCUUUGAAAUAAGAUCAGGCCUUGUCUGUGCUGCUUCGAGUAGAGGAUGCUAUGCUGUAAUGUUGACUCAUGGGAGAGGAAACCACUGUGCUAUUUGUAUGUUAGUUUUCAGGGGGGGAAAGUCCACCUUAUCCAAAUACUAAGAAUCUAAGUAUUUAUCUUCAAAGGAUUUUGCAAAUGUAAAUGUUAUUUGGAUAAAAACAACUAGAGAGUCUCUAGCCAGUUUCCUGCUUUAUGUUGCUGUUCUGGAAAUGCUGCUGUCUUACAUACCCAAACAUCCGGAGAGUGCUAAGUGUGGAUUAAAUGGGUCUGACCAUCCUUUGCACACAAAGAUGUAACUUUGUACACAAGCUUGCUGUUGUGAUCAAAAGGCCCGUUCAGAUGUCUUCCCUGAAACACUGGGUGAGGUGGCAGCUGAGAUUGAUAAGAAUACAUUGAAGUCAGUCCAUUGUAAACAAGGUUUUCCAGGAACACUUAAGAUCUGUGCUGUGUUGUGAUAGAUGGAAAUUCUCAAGAGGGAACUUUUUUUCUUUGAUGGGCUGUGGCACCCUGGGGUGCCUUGCAAUCCCUUAAGGUGCUCUGUAAUAUGUGCAUUGUUAGGUGUUCAAACACCUACAUGAUUCGCAAGAUAAACCCAGAGAAUUUUAAUAGGAAUCCAGGGUGUUCAAAGCAUUCUGACCUGUUGUGGUCUUUCUGAGGUCCUUGCAACAGAAGUGCUUUUUUAUUUUUCCGUAGUUAGAAAAUGAGUGAAAGCUAAAAGCUGGCAUUCUCCCAGGAGUGCUUUGAGUCUAAAAAGUUUGAGAAUCAAUGACCUAAGUGCUUUAAAAGAAGAUAUAAAUUGUCAUUCUGAGGAAGAAAAUAUAUUUUUAACCUAUUUUUUUCAGUUUACUUAGUGCAUUGGAUAGCACCCUGCAUUUGGUGCAAAGCCCAUUGCAGGCAUUGGCCCUGAGAACACUGGCAGCCAUUGGGAACAUUGGCACUGGUUUCAAUGGACUUUGAGUGCAGCCGCUAGUCACAGUGAGGUCUUGUUUUACCCUGCAGACACUUUUAAAUCUGAGAAGUUCUAUUUAAGUACAUUGGAGAACUCAUGCAUAAAUGGUGGCAUAAAAGAAGCCUCAUUCAGUUUUGUGAAGAAAGGUUGGAAGGAAGAAAAAUAAGAAAACCAGAAAAAUUGAAAAGAGAGAUGGGGGGGCAGAAUGCCAGAUACUCUUGCCUUUUUUCAAAAAUCUGGACUAGAUUUCAAGGUGAUAGCAAGCCCAUAAAAACUAGUAAGGUCAACUUAGUUUUAGCAAACCAUAUUAUUGGCAGCUAGUGAAAAGCAUGUAGGCAUAAUAAUGAUUAUGGUUGUUCAUUACCCAUUUAGUUCAGUUCCCAGUGGUAUAAACUGAGCAAAGACAGUUGUCUAAUUUAAUGGAUUUUACCAUCUGAUGCAGAACAGUCCUCAGUACUAAUGAUGUCUUUCUCCAGUGUGUUUUAAUGGGAGAAACAAAUCAAUACAGUGCGUUACAAAGGCAUAAAGCCCUAACCUGGAUUUUCUUAAUUUUUUUUAUUCAACACAGAAAAUAUUUCUAAGGAGUGAGAGAAAUACCAGGCAGUCUGCCUGGCUUUCAAAAGACAACAUCAAUUUCACUGUCCACUUUUACAACCUGUUCUUCUUCACAUACCUGCACAUGAUCAAUAAAACAGGUGCAGGUAGGAAUCCUUGCAACAAUGCCUAGCCCUUCGUCUGUUUUUUAGCACUUUUAACCCAAAUGAACAUACCAGAUGCUUUGGGCUUGACGAUGAUCUCACAUAUUCCAAAGUAAAAAUGAGUGAUUCUAUUGACGUCUGCAGAGUUGCACUGAAGUGGUAACCCUUUAGUUGUCUUGUUAAACCCUUUUGCCACAGUCUCAGACACUUAUCUUACAGUGAAAACAGAACAGGAUUACAUAGCUUUGUUUUUUCCUAAUAGCUUCAUUCCUCAGGAUGCAUGUUGACUCUUUCCUGUUCCUCAAGCCUUUUAUGCUACUUGGGGUGAUCAGUAUCUAGCCUGUCUUCCUAUCCAACCAUCACCCAUAGAUCUUUCCUGGCAAAUUCUCCUGCAAAUUGUGUAACUAAUUUACACAAAGGAUGCAUCUCCCAUGCAGGGGCAUGCUUUUGCAGUGGCAAAAAUACUAGCAGCACAAAUUUGUGCCUCUACUUUUUGCCACUGCAUGCCUCGGCACGUGUAUUGUGGUGUGGGGCAAAAUACCCUGCUUUGUGGAAACUGCUGUUUCCCCACUUCUCCUGGCUCCCAUGUGCUGGAGGACCAAGCCUCUAUAUGUGCUGGUGCAUGCUCCUGUGGCAUGCGUUGUGCCUAGAGAUGACCCUAGCAGGGUGUGGGUCCCAGAGCAAAUCAGCCUGUGUGGGGUCCCCUUUCCCAUCCCACGGCACACUAACAUUGGUAAAUGAACAUCACGGCACAACGGACACAGGGGGAGUGUUGGUAGCUGGAAUUUCUGGUCUGAACAGAGUUAAAGAAACUUCCAACCCAUGGGACGUGCGGGCAGACCGCACAGCAAUCGCGGCAGCCACUGCAAAACAUGGGAGGAGCCAUGGCCUCUCCACUCCGCUCUGUGAGGCUCCCCAAAGCAUGGGGCCCGGGGCAGUUGUCCCAAUUCGCACCCCCUAGGGAUGGCUCUGCCACUUUUUUCACAGCAUUUCCUUUUUUUGGUACUGGGAUUUCCCAGUAGCAAAUUUUGCUCCCUUGCUGCAAAUUUGCAGUAUGGGGCACAUUUUAACAUUCCUACACAUCUGGAUCCAGCCAAAGGAGCUAAUUUACUGGUAAGUAUCUGCCUCAGACAAAUCCCUUGGUACUGCUUGGCUAAGGAAAGGAACAAGCCCUCAGCAAAAGUAAUUCCAACCUAUGCCUCUCCGAAUGAAGUUGUGCACAAGAAUUUUUAAAAUUUGCAUUCCCAGGUCAACCAAAACAUCUGCUUAAAUCUCCAGAUUUGGUCUUCAAAUAAACUUACCAUCUUCAAUUACCCCCAUUUUAAAAAACCUUUAUUCCCUGAUGAUCAUCAUGGCCGCAUCCACACAAGUACACAUAUGAAUUUUGUGGCACUUCCAGCAAUUUGAGGCACCACAAACUGAUGCAAAUGGCACACAGGCUCCUAUUUGCUGUGUUGCUAAUUUGCAGCACGGUGGGUUUUUUUGACAUCGAAAGAUCCUUUUUUGACAUCAAAAGAUUUUUGGUGUAAAACAAAACACUGCUGAAAAAAGUGGCAUGGCGAACAUGGCAGCAGGGUACACUGCCAGAAAGGGACCUGGCUGGACCCCAAUUAAGGCUGCUGCAUAGGUGCUGAUCCCAUCCUCCCCUACCCCACCCAGCUCACUUUGCCCCAUGCUGCAGCAGGUGUGCAGGGGCAUAAAUAUGUGCUGCUGCUAUUUGUCCUGCAGGAAAUGGAUGCCCCUGCAUGUGCACGCUUGUCAGGACGUGCCCAAUGUGUCUAUUUAAAACUGUUAAAUGGGCGGGAUAUGCAAAGAUUGCCUGUGUUUGCUUUGGUCCUGAUGGGUAUCUGUACUUUGAAAAUUCAGCAGGGGUACAAAAACAAAAAACAAAACAAAAAACUCCAAAAAACAAAACUGACAGCAUUUCUUUCACUUCAGUCCUUAUUGUAGUUCUCCACUGAAGGAAGCCUUAAUAACAUUUAUGUUACACAGUGGCUGAAAUAAAUGAACUCUUAAUCUUC